AUGGAAGCGCUCUCUAAUGCCAUCAACAGGCUGGUUAGCCGAAUUGUUUCCAUUGAUUUCACUAUCAAACUCGAGUAUUCAAUACUGAAUGAUAUAAGGAUGAGACUAGUGACUGUUUAUAAGGGCCUAGAUAAUGCUAAGGAGAAUCCUAUACCAAUUCAUCUCAUGCGAAAUUGGCUUCAUGAACUCAAAAAUGUCGUGUAUGAAGUUGAUAACAUAGUGGAUGAAAUUGAAGCAAGGGCUUUGACACACAAGAUAGAAGCUGAGUCAAAAACUUUUACCGGUCAGGUUUGGAAUUUACUUCAUACUCCAUUCAGAUCAUCGUUUAACAUGGGCAUGAAUGAUGAACUAAAAACACUAUUUUUAAGGCUAGAUCUUCUUGUAAGUAUAAAAUGUGACUUUUUGUCGCCAAAAGAUGUUUCUCAGGGUGUUUGGAUUGAAUCAACUACAACAUCUGUUGUUGAUCAGCCUGCUGUGUAUGGUAGAGAUGGUGAUAUGAACAAACUAAAAGAGUACUUGCUCUCAUAUGUUGCUUGUGAUGAUCGUGCAAGAGUGCUUACUAUCGUGGGCAUGGGAGGGAUUGGCAAAACAACAGUCGCUCAACUUCUUUACAAUGACCAACAAGUAAAUAAGCACUUUGACUUGAAAGCUUGGGUUUGUAUGACCAAGGAUUCAAUUGUUUCUACGGUAACUGCAACUCUUCUUGAGUCUGUUUCUUCAAAGCCAGUUACAAAUAAUUUUAGUGCUGUACAAGUGGAAUUGAAGCAACGCCUACGUGGUAAGAAAUUUUUGUUUGUAUUAGAUGAUGUACAGGAUACCCGUGUUUGGUAUGGUCUACUGGAUAUUCUAAAUUCCGGGCGUCAGGGAAGCAGGGUUAUUGUCACAACACGCCAAGAAAAGGUUGCAUUGGCUGUGCAUACCUUUCCUAUCCACUACUUGAUGCCUCUAUCAAGCGAAGAUUGUUGGUGUCUACUUGCCAAUCAUGCAUUUGGAGUGAAACAUUCCGCUAAAACCCCAAAGCUAGAAAUGAUUGGUAGAAAAAUUGCAGAUAAAUGUGGUGGUAUACCGAUUGCUGCAGUAGCUAUUGGGAAUCUACUUCAAACCAAAUUUUCUGAAAAUGAGUGGAAUACAGUUUUAGAAAGCAACAUUUGGGACUUGCCUGAGGACAACAUACUGCCAGCUCUACAAUUGAGCUACUGUUGUUUGCCUGCCCCAUUGAAAGAAUGCUUUGCCUAUUGUUCAAUUUUUCCAAAGGGUUACAAGUUAGAUAAGGAGACGGUAGUUAGACUAUGGAUGGCAGAAGGUUUAAUUCAAUAUAAUAGUUAUAAAAGUUUGGAAGAUACAGGAAAUGAAUACUUUGAUGAAUUGGUUUCAAGUUCGUUAAUUCUUAGAGACUCAAAUUAUGAAAACAUGUUCAAAAUGCAUGACCUUAUCAAUGAUUUAGCCACAGCUACAAUGGCAGGGUAUUGUUGUAGAUUUGAAGACCCAAAGCUAAGUCCCAAUCUUAAUAAAGUUCGCCAUUUGUCUUACAACAGGGGAAAAUAUGACCAUCAUGGUAAAUUUGAUGCUAUUUUUGGAAUAAAGGAGUUGCGUACCUUCAUAGCCUUACCAUUAGAGAAGGAUGAAUACCAAACUGACAGAAAUUGUUACUUAGCUAAAAGUGUGCUACAUGCUCUAUUGCUACAGAUGAGGUGCUUACGAGUACUGUCUUUGUCACACUAUGACAAUAUCUUUGAGUUGCCUAAUUCUCUUGGAGAUUUGAUUCAUUUGCGAUAUUUGGAUCUCUCUUACACUAAAAUUAAAAGGUUGCCUAAUGGGAUAUGUAAGCUUUACAAUUUGCAGACCUUAUUGCUAUCAAAUUGUGAGCAUCUAAUUGAAUUGCCUCGAGAAAUAGAAAAGUUGAUUAAUUUGCGCCACAUCGAUCUUACUGGAACUAAGCUAAAAGAGAUGCCGAGAAGCAUGAGCUUGCUAAAACAUCUCAAAACUUUGACUUCCUUUGUUGUCAGCAAACACAAGGAUGGAUUAAAGAUUAAAGAUCUAGGUAAUUUCCUACAUCUGCAAGGGAAGCUUUCCAUCUUAAACCUGCAAAAUGUUGUGGAUGCCAUUGAUGCUUUUCAAGCCAAUUUGCAAAAUAAAAAACAAAUUGAUGAGAUAGUGUUCAAAUGGGGCCCUAAUGCAGAAAAUUCACAUUUUGAGAGAGUACUUGAGUAUUUGCAACCAUCAACAGAGUUGAAGAAACUAGCCAUCGAAUUUUAUAGUGGCAUUAGCUUUUCAAAUUGGUUAGGAGAUUCUUCGUUUUGUAACAUGGUAUCCCUUUGCUUAAGCGAUUGUAAUUAUUGUUUGUUGCUCCCACCACUAGGGCAAUUACCUGCUCUCAAGAGUCUCAGGAUUUUCAGGCUAAAAUCACUACAAAUUGUUGGAACUGAAUUCUAUGGUGGAGUUUCCGCUUCAUAUCAGCCAUUUCUGUCCCUAGAGUUGCUAAUAUUUGAUGAAAUGCCAAAGUGGGAAGAAUGGCUUUCCAUGAGUGAUAUAGCUACUGAAUUUCCUUCUCUUCGAGACCUACAUGUCUUCCGAUGUCCCAGACUGAAAGGAAACUUACCCUACAAUCUUCCAUCCUUAAUUACAUUAAGGAUAUUUGGAUGUGAUCUACUUGAGUUACGAAGCUCAAAUGAGGCAGAUUUCCGGUGGACCUAUGGUCUUCAAACUUUACAAGUUGCUCAGUCCCCGCUUGUGUUGUCAUUACUAGAACUAAGGUCAAUGCCCUUUCUCAAUUACUUUAAUAUUGCAGGAUACCAUGAUUCUCUACAAGUAUUCCCUAGGAUGAUCAGCAGUAGCAAUUAUCUUCAAACUCUGUAUAUUCAUAGCAUUCCAACUCUCAAGUCCUUUCAAAAUGAUGGUCUACCAACUUCAUUAGUGCACCUUGGUAUCUUCAAUUGUGAGAGAUUAGAAUUUCCACCUCCUAAGUUGUUGCAUAACUAUUCAUCACUCGUGCAACUGAUAUUAAGUGAUAGUUGUCAUUCAAUGGAAUGCUUCCCAUUAGACAGUUUUCCUGUUCUUGUGCAUCUUGAAAUCAAACAUUGCACUAAUUUGAAAUCCUUUUCUGUCUCCGAUAAUUUGGCCUACAAGCUGUCACAUCUGAAAACCUUGUAUGUAAGAAAUUGUCCUAAUCUGAGUUCCUUUCCACGGGGUGGUUUAUCCACUUUCAAUUUGGAAAGAUUGCUGUUGCGCAAAUGUGAGAAACUCAUCUCACUUCCUGAACGGGUUGACACCCUGACUAGCCUUCAACAUUUGAUGGUUUGUGAGCUUCCAUGUCUUGAGUCUUUUGCUGAAGAGGGUUUGCCAUCCAACUUAAAAAAGCUUGAGGUCUUCAAUUGUGAAAAACUGUCAACAAAAUCCGUCACUCAAUGGGGUUCUCAGUGGCUAACUUCUCUUACAGAAAUAACCAUUGGAGGUGAUGAUCUUGUCAAUGCCUUGAUGACAGGGCAAUUGCUUCCCACUUCUCUUGUGUCCCUGUGCAUCCGAGACAUUUCUUAUUUUGAUGGGAAGGGGCUUCCACAUCUUACUUCUCUGGAAAAUCUGCAAUUUAAGUCAUGUUUUAAUCUUCAGUUUUUGCCAGAAAUGGAGUUCCUAAAUCUUCCUCUUUCAGUACUUAGUAUCAGUGAUUGUCCUUUAUUACAAGAAACCUAUCUAAGCAAUGGGGGCAUAAAUUUCCCCAAGAUUGGCCACAUUCCGUGCAUAGAGAUCAAUGAAGAAGUUAUAAUGUGAGCACUCAACUAUGGUAUCAAAAUUUAUUAAGGUCAACAUUCAACACCAAUCUGAUCAGCUUGACCUUGUUGUAGCUUGGACCGAUUCCAAAACAAUGUUGUGGCAAAUAAAAGGAACAUCCCAAGUUUUCAGUGAGCAAUUUUAAAUAGUGAUACAAAUGUAUGGGUAGUAGUAAACAUAAUCGGGAUUGAAGGAGACACUAUUUUCGUUUUCCUGGGCUCUGACCACAAUCUCUUUCUCAGUCUUCAUACGGUCUGCUAACAUUUUUUCCUUUGUGAAAUAUAAGGGAUGUUCUGAAAGAGACAAGUUAAGAAGGUUCAUGCUACAGUGCAAAAUUGCAUGUCGCAGCACACCAAGCUCUUUCCAGCAUUCUGAUACAUCUUGAGACCACUUUGCUGCAACGAUCUAGUUUCAUGCUGAGGAGCACGCACACGUGCCAGCAAGUCUUGUUUUUGGGUAAAUUGAGUUUUGAGAGGCUCGUUGGGGUAUGAAGACAAAAGUUCUCAUUUAGGUCCUUUAUAGAGAGAAAGUCCGAGCUAGAUCAAAGAACCCUAGAGAGAGAAACACAAAAGUUGAAGAGAUUUAAGAAUUUGGGAGGAAGAUCAAGCUUGAAGACCAUUCAUUUUUUAUUCUAAUCCCUUCUCUUGUACUUCUUUAACGAGGAUUUCUCUUGCUUUGGGAUUUUAUUUUUUGUUCUCAUGGAUUUCUAAACAAUUCACGAGGGAUCCCUUGGAUCUCAAUCAUGUAGCUUGACUCUUUUAUUAGUGUUUCUUGUUCCUUAUUAAUGAAUUUUUUGUUUGCUUG
Molecule: messenger RNA, 4569 nt
Organism: Abrus precatorius (Indian licorice)
Lineage: Eukaryota; Viridiplantae; Streptophyta; Magnoliopsida; Fabales; Fabaceae
Product: putative disease resistance protein At3g14460
Exons: 3
Coding region: 1-3765 (1254 amino acids)
Biological process (GO): defense response to other organism
Molecular function (GO): ADP binding
Source: RefSeq, a predicted model, not a curated record